AUGAUACGAGCCGGGCUUGCCAAUAUGUUUAGGAAGCUGCAUACUACAAUCCGAUUAAAUGGUACUCAGGUCAAAGAAAAACUACAUCAUUUUGAGAAGAGUUACCAGGUUUUGAAGAAGUCGAGGAAAGAGCUUGAAAGAGGUGCUGAGAAACAACGAAUCCAACGUAAGACGCUGAAUAAAACUCCUUACACUAAGCAACACGCACAACAUGUUUUGAAAAGCAGACACGACGUUCCAGACGGAAUGCUGCAGUCAGUCAUGCUUGGACCCACCAGCAAUUCCGAUCUACGCUUUCUAAAGUUGACUCGCGAUAAAAGGCUCAUGUAUACCAUCUUGGGAGUCACUGGCGAGCAAAUGCGCGACUCUAAACUAGUUGCCGAGGAUGUCCGCAAAUUUCUCGCCCGUAAUCAGUUGGAAAAAGCGGUGCUUUUGGCCCGGCUGGCAAAAGGUCGCGGAAUUGUGGGUAUGAAUAAGAUUAUAGAGCACUUCUGUCAAGAGUCGCAGGAUGCAAAGUCUGCUAUAGAUCUGUACAACUGGAGAAAAAAAUGGGGUAUUCCGCUAAACGAGUUCACGAAUACGAUCUUAUUCCAUGGGCUCGCCAAGUUGCGAGACCCGCUGACCGAGAAACAGUCCCAAAGAGUAUUAAAGAUUGCCUCACAGCUGAUCGAAAAGGGAGCUAUGAAUCAGACCGAGUUCAAUGCUGCCCUAAGUUCCCUGGUAAAUGGGGGAGAUAUGGAUUUAGUGUUUCAACUGUUUGAUGCGAGGCCCAAGUUAAUCAAAGGAGAUAAAAUAACGUACACGCUCCUCCUCAGAGCCGCAGCAAAGCUUUCGGACGAUGCACGCUGUAUGUCCAGGAUCGAUUCAAUCAUGGCCAUGCUUCCUAAAGACUGCUUGGAUAGUAGAACGAUGUACGAAUAUUGCCGCGCUUGGCACCAACGCAGAGAUACGAAUUUGUCCGCAGUGGCUUCCAUAGCCAUUGGAAAGUUCUUCGAGCUCGAGUCUGCUUUUGAUGGACUCGACCUUCCAGCUGGCGUCAAUUUACCCGACUUACAGUACUGGGGCAUUGAGAAACGCUUCCGGCCAGAUGUUCACUUGGUUGAUUUACUCUUUGAGAACUUAGAAAAGAAUAAGCUUCAUGAUCUGGCCUGGGGAUUUUAUCAGAAGCUGAAUAUUGAGAGCCCGAGCUUAAUGAGAUUAUCAAUAUAUGAACGAUUGAUAAGGAUUGUGACUUCUGCAUAUCCUACUAGAUGCGCAGAGAUGGCGAUUAGUAUAUUUCACGAUCUAGACACACGACAUAAGGUCAACAAGAACAGCAUGAUUCUUGUCUACAAGGCUUUUGAAAAGCAGGCCAUUAGAAAGUUUAUAAAUGACUCUUCCUCGCAAAUUGACACUUUGCUGGAGAGAUUAUUCAGCUUUGCUGGAGAGCUUGAAGGAGAACGGGCUGGCGAUCUGCGUAAUAAGCCCUUGAACUGGAAGGCGUGGAUUUUUUGCUGGAAUGUUGUCAAUAAGAGUAACGAACGAAGAAAACUAAGCCUCAGAAGGGCAAGUUGGGUGUUGGAUCAGUAUCUAUCAACUCUAUUGACUGGCCAAACUAACGUUCAAAAUUUAAAUCCCCAAGACCACUCUGGGAUGAGGCAUGUGGGAAUCGAGGCGGUCCGCUUCUUAACUUAUUUUUUGAACUUUUUCAAGCUGCCAGAACAAGUUAAUCUUGAAGCCAUCAGCGGUGUUGAAAGAGAAGCGUUUCUGUAUCGAAGGCUAAUAUUGAGACUCAAAGAGAGAAUUCUGCAGAAGGUUGAAGUUAUAGAGGGUAAACCAGGUAACGUCGAGAGCAUAGAAGAGUCGCUAAAACAUACCGCUCAGAAAUUGAAGAAAACCAAAAUUCCGUUUGAACAGCAAAGGACCAGUUAA
Messenger RNA from Lachancea dasiensis, 1911 nucleotides. NCBI's taxonomy places the organism in Eukaryota, Fungi, Ascomycota, Saccharomycetes, Saccharomycetales, Saccharomycetaceae. The record is from the annotation of a GenBank genome assembly.